AGUGUUCGGGACUGCCUCACGCUGUGCAGAGAAACAAAGAAGGGAGAUCGGAGCGCAGGAGGCACCUAAGAAAGCAAAGAAGAGAGCCGGGGGCGCCAACUCCAACGUGUUCUCCAUGUUCGAACAGACCCAAAUCCAGGAAUUUAAGGAGGCCUUCACUAUCAUGGACCAGAACAGGGAUGGCUUCAUUGACAAGAACGAUCUGAGAGACACCUUUGCUGCCCUUGGGCGAGUGAACGUGAAAAAUGAAGAAAUUGAUGAAAUGAUCAAGGAGGCUCCGGGUCCAAUUAACUUUACUGUGUUCCUCACAAUGUUUGGGGAGAAACUUAAGGGAGCGGACCCUGAGGAAACCAUUCUCAACGCAUUCAAAGUGUUUGACCCUGAAGGCAAAGGGGUGCUGAAGGCUGAUUACGUUCGGGAAAUGCUGACCACGCAGGCGGAGAGGUUUUCCAAGGAGGAGGUUGACCAGAUGUUCGCCGCCUUCCCCCCUGACGUGACUGGCAACUUGGACUACAAGAACCUGGUGCACAUCAUCACCCACGGAGAAGAGAAGGACUAGGAGGGGGCUCGCUGCUGCGCCCUGGGCUCGUCUUUGCAGAGUGGUCCCUGCCCUCAUCUCUCUCCCCCGAGUACCGCCUCUGUCCCUACCUUGUCUGUUAGCCAUGUGGCUGCCCCAUUUAUCCACCUCCAUCUUCUUUGCAGCCUGGGUGGCUAUGGGUACUUCGUGGCCGCACAUCCUACAGUUGGAAAUCCAUCCAGAGGCCAUGUUCCAAUAAACAGGAGGUCGUGUA
Homo sapiens (human) is the source of this 791-nucleotide messenger RNA. RefSeq names its product myosin light chain 2 (gene MYL2). Gene Ontology annotation, cellular component: cytosol; A band; myofibril. The transcript is spliced from 7 exons. Bases 116 to 559 code for a protein of 147 amino acids. Lineage: Eukaryota; Metazoa; Chordata; Mammalia; Primates; Hominidae. The record is from RefSeq and is marked reviewed. Gene Ontology annotation, molecular function: calcium ion binding. Gene Ontology annotation, biological process: positive regulation of the force of heart contraction; heart development.